AUGGAAGAAAAUUGUUCAUUAUCCACAACGACAAUAAUAACAGCAAAUGACAAUAAAAAGCGUACAUAUCAAAAGUGGUAUUCAAAAAGCUAUAAAUGGCUUGUUCAUGAACCGAAUAAAGGUGGAUUUUGUUGCAUAUGUCGGGAUUACUGGAAAUCAGCAGUACCAUUCUAUUCUGAGAUGAAUACAAGAACUAGAGGUGUCUUUACUACACAGUCGUUCACCAAUUGGAAAAAUGCACCUGGCCAGACAGAAGGGUCAGUAGCACAACAGUUAUUUAAUGUUAGUGAAUUGGAACGUCAAGAAAAUCGUCAGAGAUUUGGUGAUUCAUUAGAUGGCGCAUAUUUUUUAUUUAAAAAUGAACUUCCACAUACAACAUUAUAUGCACCAUUACUGGAAAUAUUAUCAAAAAUUGAUCGUGGUAAAAAAUUAUCAAUAUUUUUUGAUAAAUGUCAAAAGAAUGCUACGUAUGAUAGCAUAGCAACAGUAACAGAAUUAUUAGAAUCAACAAGUGAACUAAUCGAUAAACAAAUAUUAUCGAAAAUACGUGAAUCAAGAACUAUAUCAAUUAUGGCUGAUGAAGGCACAUAUAUAAAUCAUUACCAAAAUGUAUCAAUCUGUAUAAGUUAUUGUGAGCCAACAGAAUCGUUCAUUAGUUUAUUAAAAGUAAAAGUAAAAGAUAAAGAUGCACAAACUAUAUUUGAUACAAUUGUUAAAGAACUAGAAUCUAAAAAUAUUGAUAUGACAAAAAUUAGUUUUACUGGUUUUGAUGACGCGUCGUUGUUUAGUGGAGAAUUUAGUGGUGUAUCAGCAAAAUUUCGUCAGAUGCAUUCAAAUUCCAUAUUAUUUAUUCAUUGUCGUGCUCUUGUAUUACAGCUGUGUUUAUUGUCAGCAUGUAAAGAUAUAAUUGAAGUACAAGAAAGUUUAUUAACAUUGAAAUCAUUAUUCAAUUUUAUUAAUCGAUCGUCCAUUGGAUUAGCACGUUUUAAUGAUGUUCAAACAUUAAUGAAACAUCCACAGUUAAAAUUGAUUCAACCUGGUGAUACACGAUGGCUAUCAUAUUCUCGUUCUAUUAAUGCUGCCAUUCGUUGCUAUGAACCAUUAAUGAUAACUACUGGAACAUAUAGCUAG
This is a messenger RNA of Rotaria socialis, 1131 nucleotides long. NCBI's taxonomy places the organism in Eukaryota, Metazoa, Rotifera, Eurotatoria, Philodinida, Philodinidae. The record is from the annotation of a GenBank genome assembly.